Coregonus clupeaformis (lake whitefish) is the source of this 2411-nucleotide messenger RNA. RefSeq names its product solute carrier family 25 member 42 (gene slc25a42). NCBI's taxonomy places the organism in Eukaryota, Metazoa, Chordata, Actinopteri, Salmoniformes, Salmonidae. Bases 590 to 1576 code for a protein of 328 amino acids. Gene Ontology annotation, biological process: transmembrane transport. The record is from RefSeq and is a predicted model, not a curated record. The transcript is spliced from 8 exons. Gene Ontology annotation, cellular component: mitochondrial inner membrane.
CUAUUCACAGCAAAAGCUUUUCGUUUUCGUUGACGCCCCUCAAACGGACCUAUCCAAGCAUCCGCCACCUCCCAAUGACUUCAUUUCCCACUAUCCCACCGCACUCGCCCUUGCGAACGCUUGCUACGAGCGGUGUCACAACAGAUACAAAACAGCGUGGAAGGUGACAGUUUCUAAAGUCAUAGUUGAAACAGAAAAUAAUGUCACAGACAGUGCCUCCAGGAUCUAAAGACGUUAGUGACACGAAAGUGUUGAACUUUCAAGAGUUUCUUAUUCAAAACGUUGACACACUUUGAACAUUGACGUGACUGCUAGCUAGUUAGCUUGCUAACCCUGCUAGCUAAGUUAUUUUGGUGUGCAGAAUCAGUUCGAUAGCCCUCGACAACCUCAAAUACGGCGUAGGGUGUAGACUGAGGCUGCCAACUGAAAAUAUAACUUAUGUAAAUUAAUUAAAAAAGAAGGGAAAACCAGAGGGAUCCACAGGGGGUGCUAGGAUAUCGACAAGUUUCAGGUAGUUGGCGUUGCCGCCCCCCGGUGGCCGGUGUGUAUGAGUGUGGGCAGCGGCUGGUGAGCGUCGUAGUCCACGGGGAUGGGGAAUGGAGUCGAGCAACACCAGGCAACGCCACUCACACAGGGAGAGGUGUUGCCACUGCCCUCCGACACCCAGGCAGAGGGUCUGAAGCCCCAGACGCGGUCCGUGGUUAACUCCCUCCUCUCAGGGGCCUUAGCUGGAGCCUUGGCCAAAACAGCCGUGGCCCCGCUGGAUAGAACCAAGAUCAUCUUCCAAGUGUCCUCAGCAAGAUUCUCUGCCAAGGAGGCGUACAGGUUGAUCUAUCGGACCUACCUGAAGGAUGGCUUCCUCAGCCUAUGGAGGGGCAACUCUGCCACCAUGGUGCGGGUCAUCCCGUACGCUGCCAUUCAGUUCUGUGCCCACGAGCAGUACAAGAGACUACUGGGAGGAUACUUCGGCUUCCAGGGCAAAGCCCUGCCGCCGGUGCCAAGGUUACUGGCGGGUUCCAUGGCCGGUACCACAGCUGCCAUGCUCACCUACCCUCUGGACAUGGUGCGAGCCAGGAUGGCCGUCACGCCCAAGGAGAUGUACAGUAACAUCAUCCAUGUGUUUGUGCGCAUCUCUCGUGAGGAGGGUUUGAAGACGCUGUACCGUGGUUUCACCCCCACCAUACUGGGCGUGGUGCCCUACGCUGGACUCAGCUUCUUCACCUAUGAGACACUCAAGAAAAUGCAUGCAGAGCGGAGCGGUCGCCCCCAGCCCUACUCGUACGAGCGGCUGGUGUUCGGGGCAUGCGCAGGUCUCCUGGGCCAGUCGGCCUCCUACCCGCUGGAUGUGGUGCGGCGGCGCAUGCAGACGGCGGGCGUGACGGGGCACACCUACGGCACCAUCAUGGGUACCAUGCGGGACAUUGUGGCGGAGGAGGGCGUGGUGCGGGGCCUCUACAAGGGCCUCAGUAUGAACUGGGUCAAAGGGCCCAUCGCCGUGGGGAUCAGCUUCACCACCUUUGACAUGAUGCAGAUCCUACUGAGGAAGCUGUACCAGCUGAGGUAUAAUAACAGGUAACCACUUGGGAGAGAGAAGGAAAAGGCCACGGCGGGAGACGAUAGAGCAACUGUCCUGCUAUUAUGAGAACCUCAGCACAAACGAAGUGAAAGCCAGGAUGAGAAAAACGUUCUCUUUCUAGAGUCAAGGCAUGAUGGACUGGGGAGUGUGUGAUUGAGUGAUCCAGGUCAGCACAGUGGAACACACACACACACACACACACACACACACACACACACACACACACACACACCGUGUGCAAAAUGAAUGUUUGCACAAUAUUUUUUGUGUCGUCUUCAAAUGUGUGUACGUACAUGGAGGCAGGAAGUCUCAUAAGAUGUACACUAUCGUCCUGUACGUUGUGUUCAAAUGCAAUAUGCUCAGUUAUUUAAUGUGUGUAAAUAUUCACACAAAAUGCACAGUGGUCUACAGAUGUAAAGGACAAGUCCAGGCUACCUGUGUGUUUGUGUGUGUGAGACUGUGACAGACAAUGCACACCUUCCGGGUUGCUCCCUUGCCUUGUGUCCCUAUUUGAAGAGGGGACCUUCCAACAAUCUGGAUCAAAUUACUUGUUCCUAUCUAUCUCUUUCCACAUGAGUUGGAUUUGACUUUUAUCAAACGACAAUGUGCCCCCAUGAGAUUUAGUUUUGUUUGGUUGAUGAUUUUUGUGUAAUGAGUUAUACCAAAGCAUAUACAAGAGGGCCAUUGUAAUUAAUAAGAUGAAUUAUGACUAGAGAAGAUUGAUAUUAAUAUCGUUUUUUUGGUACAGUGAACUUCUCAGAGAAAAUAUACACUGAGUGUACAAAACAUUUCCAUAACAUAGACUGACCAGGUGAAUCCAGGUGCAAAGCUAUGA